AUGGAAGGAUUUGAUGUUUCUUUGUUGAAGGAUAUUGGGCGCCCAGAGUUGUUUGAGUUUGAAGGCAUCUCUAUGACCCAUUACUUCACGGACAACUGGGAGAAUGUUCAGAACUUCAAGGCGAGACCAGAUGACAUCCUUAUUGCCACUUAUCCCAAAGCAGGCACGACAUGGGUGUCCUACAUGUUGGACCUGCUUUACUUCGGCGAUACGGCACCAGAGCGUCAGACCUCUCUGCCCAUCUACAUGCGAGUACCGUUCCUCGAGACAGCCUUCCCUGUGAUCCCUGCAGGAGUGGAGCUUGCAGAUAAAUUGGCCACCACACCGCGUCUUAUCAAAACCCAUCUUCCUGUUCAGUUGGUGCCCAAGUCCUUCUGGGAACAGAACUGCAGGGUUGUCUACGUAGCCCGCAAUGCCAAAGACAAUGUUGUAUCCUAUUUUCACUUUGACCGAAUGAACAUGGGACAACCAGAGCCAGGAGACUGGAGCACUUUUCUGCAGAACUACAUGGAUGGACAAAAAGUGUUCGGUGCUUGGUAUGAUCAUGUGUGUGGAUACUGGGAGAAGAAGAAGAUGUACUCCAACAUUCAUUACAUGUUCUUUGAGGAUAUGGUGGAGGACACUGGGCGUGAGUUGGAUCGCUUAUGCUCCUUCCUCGGUGUAUCUACUCCAUCAAAGGAGAGGCAGAAAAUCACCAACUCUAUUCACUUUGAUGCCAUGAAGCAGAACAACAUGACCAACUACUCCAGCCUUCCAGUCAUGGACUUCAAGAUCUCACCGUUCAUGCGCAAAGGGAAAGUUGGUGACUGGAAGAAUCAUUUCACUGUAGCUCAGAAUGAGCAGUUUGAUGAACACUACAAAGAGAGGAUGAAGAACACUACGCUACGAUUCCGGACAGAAGUUUAG
Messenger RNA from Electrophorus electricus (electric eel), 906 nucleotides. RefSeq names its product cytosolic sulfotransferase 3-like. Gene Ontology annotation, molecular function: sulfotransferase activity. The record is from RefSeq and is a predicted model, not a curated record. Lineage: Eukaryota; Metazoa; Chordata; Actinopteri; Gymnotiformes; Gymnotidae.